GUGUUAUUUGUCGGUGCUGUAUUUUAAACUUAGGCACAAAAAGGCAUUGCCGCGAACGAGUUGUGCAUAUACCAGCCGCCCGGAUGCAUUGUGCACAUAAAAUGUGAGAGGGUGAGCAACGUGCCCAGAUGCGCGGGCAACAGGUGGGAGCCGCGCGCCUUCCCGCGCCGUUCGGUGACAUACAAGGCUGCUCUAGCCAAGAUGGACGGAGCUCGCCGAAGCUUGCGGGAGGGAGGCCUGGAGCAGCUCGCGCGUCUUCGGGUCUCGGGAGCGCGCGGGAAGGGGGGGAGGGGGCAGAACCUGCCGCUGAGCCGCAGCGCUGAUUGGCUCUGCCACCCAACUCAUUUGCAUGCCGCAGUUUCUUUCCCCCCCCGUCACGUGAUCAAAGGGGGACGCUGAGGCUUCCUGGGGGAGAGGGGGGGGGGGACUCGAGCAGCGGGCCUCCCUCUGGUCUCGCGCUGCCUGGCGGGGUUCUUGUCAGUUAGCAACAAAAUGGCCGCGGUGGCAGCAGCUCUGCUCCUGAGGACGGUGGCGGCGGCGGCGGCGGCCGUAUCAGCAGCAUCGAGGAGGAGCAGCGGGGGCCCGGCACCGCCUGUCUGCUAGAGAGAGAGCGCGAGACGCUGCAGCCCCAGCCUCCCCGCCACAGAGAGACUCUGCCUGAGACGCUGCUGCAGCCCCCUGGGGAGACGUUGCUGCCUCAGCCUCCUGCCUCCCCCCGGGGCGCAAGACUCCUGGAUUCUCCCCCCCCCCCCCCCCCGUGAGAGGCUCCGCUGCGGCAGCUUCCAGCCUGGUCCUGAGACGCACUUCGGGAUCCCUCUGGAGGAGACGGAGAGACCCCGCUGCAUCUCCCCUUGUCCUCCUCCUGCCACUGGAUCCUCUGCGAGAGACGCCCUGCUGGAUUCCCCUCGCCCCAUUGGGUCCCCCCUGUGAGAGAUCCUUCUGCUUGGAUGCCCCAGAAGAGAGACUGCUGGAUCCUCCCCCCGUCCUUCUCCCUGUGAGAGAGACUUCAUUGGAUCCUCCUCCUGCCUGGAUCCCCAUGUGAGAGAGACUGUUGGGUCUCCCUGUGGCUCCAUAUUUUGGAGGGGGAGCCCUCUUUCAACCAGGUUGUGGGAUCCACUUUCUCCUUUUACUUUGCACUUUUUGAAGCCUCAGAUGCUCCUCCAUGUGGACAGAGAAUCCAUCAACACAAACAAAAAAUAAACUCUCCCCGAUCCACUCCACAUCCUGAUUCCGUGGGUUUUGCUGCAACUCGAAAGCAAAUGUGUAUUUAAAACAAAAUUCGUGUGCAAAAGUCUAGCUAGGGACUUUCCCCCCCCUUUCUUUCUCCACUGGAAAUCAAAAGCUUGUUUUGGAAUUGAACCUGUUUCUCCUGCACUUGGGCUGGAUAACACUGAAGCUCUUUGCUCUUCUGCUUGGAUACUGUUUUCUUGUUGACUUGUUUUUCUUCUCUUCUGUGGCAGGUUGUGGGGGGAGUUGCUUGUUGUUUUUAGUUCGGGGGGGAGGCGACUGAAUCUUUUUCCUGGCCGUGUGAGAGGUUUUUUUUUUUUUUUUUUUUUUUUUGUAUUCAGAUUCGUGAAAUUACGGGUAUUUUUUUUUUUUAAAAGCAUUAAAAUAAGCAAGAAGCACGUCAGAGAGACCGCACGCUAGACGAAAUACUCACUGGUUUCAUUGUAGAAAGACUGAGUCGAAAGCUGCCAAAGAGCCCCUGAAGGAAAAGAAGAAAAGGGAGAAAGAACAAGAAAUUCAAGAAGAGGAACAUUUGAUGGAAGAAAAGAAAAAGAAAAAGCAGGAAGAAAAGAAAAAGAAGGAAGGUGCUCAGAAAAAGGCUGCUGAACAAAAAACCAAAGUGCCAGAACCUAUUAAGAUCAGUUUAAGCCAGCCCCAGCCUGCCGGUACCGGUACCAGUACUUCCACCAGCACUAUUACCAACAGCAGCAAUGGCAAGCGUGCAUCUGCUAAUGGGCAGCAGCCAGCUGCAUCCCGUUACCUGCCUCGUGAGGUGCCUCCACGCUUCCGCCAGCAAGAACAGAAGCAGCUCUUAAAGAGAGGUCAGCCACUGCCUACUGGGACUCUGACGGGCGCAAGCCCACCACAAGGUACUGGACAAGCAGGGGCAAGUCCUCCUCCACAGCCAGGAGCAGGUGGACAGCAUCAUCCCAGUAAGACCCAAACAGAUCUUAGUCACAGUGGUUUGGGAGACCAUUAUGAAAAUUCCCACUGGGGACAGCAGCCCACUUUCAGAAGUGAAGCCAACUGCAGCUGGGAUAAAGUGAUAAUAGAUAGGACUGACAAGGAAGCGUGGCCUUCCAUUACAGGAACUGAGACUGAAUCUGCUUCAGAAUGUACUACAGAAACUGACUCUGCCUCUAACUGUGGCUCAGAGAACAGUAGCAUGGCUACAGGGAGUGCCCAAGGCAACUUCACUGGACAUACAAAGAAAACUAAUGGCAAUAAUGGCACCAAUGGAGCACUCAUCCAAAGCACUUCUAACCAGAGUGCCCUUGGAGCUGGUGGAGCAAAUGGUAAUGGAAACUCAGCCAGAGUGUGGGGUGUGGCCACGGGCUCCAACUCUGGCCUAGCUCACUGCUCUGCCAGUGGUGGGGAUGGAAAGAUGGACAACAUGAUUGCAGAUGGUAGAAGUCAAAACUGCUGGGGUGCUUCCAACUCAAAUGCUGGCAUUAAUCUUAACCUUAACCCUAAUGCCAAUCCAGCUGCCUGGCCUGUACUCGGACAUGAAGGAACUGUGGGAGCAGGCAACCCUUCCAGUAUUUGUAGUCCAGUCAGUGCCAUAGGUCAGAAUAUCGGCAACCAGAAUGGUAACCCAACAAGCACCUUAGGUGCUUGGGGAAACUUGCUGCCGCAAGAGAGCACAGAACCACAAACGUCCACUUCUCAGAAUGUGUCUUUCAGCGUACAACCUCAGAACCUUAACACUGAUGGACCAAAUAACACUAACCCCAUGAACUCUUCACCAAACCCUAUCAAUGCAAUGCAGACUAAUGGACUGCCAAACUGGGGGAUGGCUGUUGGUAUGGGGGCCAUCAUCUCGCCCCACCUGCAAGGCCUUCCUGGUGCUAACGGAACAUCAGUUUCUCAAGUCAGUGGGGGCAAUGGUGAAGGAAUGGGUAGUUCGGUAUGGGGAAUAUCUCCAGGUAAUCCUGCCACAGGAAUCAGCAAUUCUGGGUUCAGUCAGGGGAAUGGAGACACUGUGAACUCAGCAUUAAGUGCUAAACAGAAUGGAUCCAGCAGUGCUGUGCACAAGGAAGGAAAUGGAGCAAGUGCAUGGGAUUCAGGACCUCCUGCUGGUCCUGGGGUACUAGCAUGGGGCAGGGGCAGUGGCAACAGUACUGUUGGUAGCAUGCAUUCUGGAGCUUGGGGCCACCCCAACCGUAACACCAGUAAUGGUGUUAAUGGUGAAUGGGGCAAGCCCCCAAAUCAGCAUUCCAAUAGUGACAUCAGUGGUAAAGGAUCAGCAGGGUGGGAUAGCCCUAGUGUUACCAGCCAGAAUCCUGCCAUGCAGCAGGGCAAUGAACAAAUAAACUCUUGGGCCAAAGCUGCAGCAUCUGUCACCACAGUUAGUGAAGAAAGUAAUGACAGUGGUGGAGGUCAAAAUGAGGGCAACACUGGGAGAGAAGGAGCAGGAGACGCCAGAAGGAGAGACAAAGGGGUGAUAGACCAAGGACAAGUCCAGUUGCCAAGGAAUGACCUUGACCCAAGAGUUCUGUCCAAUACUGGUUGGGGACAGACUCCUGUAAAGCAAAACACUGCCUGGGAAUUUGAAGAAUCCCCAAGGUCUGAACGAAAGAAUGACAAUGGAACAGAGGCCUGGGGUUGUACAGCUUCUCAGUCUUCAAACUCAGGGGGGAAGAAUGAUGGGUCCAUCAUGAACAGUACAAAUACCUCUUCAGUAUCUGGGUGGGCCAACUCUCCACCCUCAGCUGUUCCAACAAAUACAGGUUGGGGAGACAACAACAACAAAGCGCCAAACGGCCCAGGGGGAUGGGGAGAAUCAGCUAGCUCUACUGCUGUCAAUGCUGCUGCUGCUACUGCUGCCAAAAGUGGCCACGCUUGGAGUGGGACCGCAAAUCAGGAGGACAAAUCCCCUACAUGGGGUGAACCUCAGAAACCCAAAUCUCAAAACUGGGGAGAUGGACAGAAAUCAAAUCCAGGCUGGACUUCAGGAAGUGGAGAUUGGACUGAACCAUCAUCUGUCCCUGGACACUUGGCUGAGGGGAAGAAGAAUGGAUCUGGAUGGGAUGCUGACAAUAGAUCAGGGUCAGGUUGGAAUGAUACUACAAGGUCUGGGACCAGUGGAUGGGGAAAUGGCACAAACACCAAGGCUAAUACAGGUACAAGUUGGGGAGAAUCUCUAAAAUCUAGCCCUCAACAGAAUUGGGCUAGUAAACCCCAGGACAACAGUGUGAGUACCUGGGGAGGAGCAGCUUCUGUUAAACAGACUGGGUCAGGAUGGGUUGGUGGGCCAGUGCCACCCAAACAAAAAGAUAGCAGUGAGGCGACUGGCUGGGAAGAGCCUUCUCCACCAUCCAUUCGCCGUAAAAUGGAAAUUGAUGAUGGUACCUCAGCUUGGGGUGAUCCAAACUACAACAACAACAAGACUGUAAACAUGUGGGAUAGAAACAACCCUGUAAUUCAGAGCAGUACCACAACCAACACCACCACCACUACCACCAUUAUCAACACAAAUAUGGCUGAACCUCAGCCUUCACACCAGUCAAGUGCCCAGCCGAACCGGUCCCCACUGCUUGGUCCAGGCUGGGGAGAAAUGCCUACUGUCCACACAAAGACUGAAUCUUCUUGGGGAGAGCCCUCAUCCCCUUCUGUCGCAGUUGAUAAUGGAACUUCAGCAUGGGGGAAACCCCCCAGCAGUGGUACAGGGUGGGGAGAUAAUUCUGCCGAGCCAGCAGGGACCUAUGGAAGAGCGAAUGCUCCAGCUGCUGCCCCAGCACUGUGCAAGCCAGCUUCUAAAUCUAUGCAAGAAGGCUGGGGCAGUGGUGGGGAUGAAGUGAACCUCAGUACUAGUCAGUGGGAAGAUGAAGAAGGAGAUAUGUGGAAUAAUACUGCUUCACAAGAGAGUAACUCCUCCUGUAAUUCAUGGGGGAAUGCCCCAAAGAAAGGACUUCAAAAGGGCAUGAAGACAUCUAGUAAGCAAGAUGAGGCCUGGAUCAUGAACCGUCUGAUAAAACAGCUCACAGACAUGGGCUUCCCAAGAGAGCCAGCAGAAGAGGCCUUGAAGAGCAACAAUAUGAAUCUCGAUCAGGCCAUGAGUACUCUGCUGGAAAAGAAGGUGGAAAUGGACAAGCGUGGAAUGGGAGUGACCGACUAUAAUGGAAUGGUCACCAAACCCCUUGGCUGCCGCCCACCAUCAAUCUCCAAAGAGUCUUCCAUGGACCGCCCCACCUUCCUUGACAAGGAUGGCGGCCUAGUGGAAGAACCCACUACUUCACCAUUUUUGCCUUCACCAAGCCUGAAGCUCCCCCUUUCAAACAGUGCACUCCCUAAUCAGACCCUGGGCGGGAUUGCCUCAGGGCUGGGCAUGCAAAACUUGAAUUCUUCUAGACAGAUACCGAGUGGCAAUCUGGGUAUGUUUGGCAAUAGCGGAGCAGCACAAGCCAGGACCAUGCAACAGCCGCAGCAACCGCCAGUGCAACCUCUUAACUCAUCCCAGCCUAGUCUUCGUGCUCAAGUGCCUCAGUUUCUAUCCCCUCAGGUUCAAGCACAGCUUUUGCAGUUUGCAGCAAAAAACAUUGGUCUCAACCCUGCACUAUUAACCUCGCCAAUUAAUCCUCAGCAUAUGACGAUGUUGAACCAGCUCUAUCAGCUGCAGCUGGCGUACCAACGUUUACAAAUCCAGCAGCAGAUGUUACAGGCUCAGCGUAAUGUUUCCGGACCUAUGAGACAACAGGAGCAGCAAGUUGCACGUACAAUCAAUAACAUGCAGCAGCAGAUCCAGCAGCACCAGCGCCAGCUGGCCCAGGCCCUGCUUAUGAAGCAGCAGCCUCCCCCUCCACAUCUAUCUUUGCACCCCUCUGCAGGCAAAUCAGCCAUGGAUAGCUUUUCACCCCAUCCCCAGGCUCCCGGCCUACCUGACCUGCAGACCAAAGAGCAACAGUCUUCUCCGAACACCUUUGCUCCUUACCCUCUUGCUGGACUGAAUCCGAACAUGAAUGUAAACAGCAUGGACAUGACUGGUGGUUUAUCAGUGAAGGAUACGUCUCAGUCUCAGUCUCGCCUUCCUCAGUGGACACACCCCAACUCAAUGGAUAAUCUAUCUAGUGCUGCUUCUUCACUUGACCAGAAUUCUAGCAAGCAUGGUGCUAUUCCUGGAGGUCUAAGUAUUGGUCCUCCAGGAAAGUCCUCCAUUGAUGACUCUUAUGGACGGUACGAUCUGAUCCAAAACAGUGAUUCACCAGCCAGUCCACCUGUAGCUGUUCCUCACAGCUGGUCACGUGCCAAAACUGAUAGUGAUAAAAUCUCCAAUGGUUCCAGCAUUAACUGGCCACCAGAAUUUCAUCCUGGAGUGCCAUGGAAAGGACUGCAGAAUAUUGACCCUGAGAAUGACCCAGAUGUCACUCCUGGAAGUGUUCCGACUGGGCCUACCAUUAAUACCACCAUACAAGAUGUUAAUCGCUAUCUUCUCAAGAGUGGAGGUAAAUUGUCAGACAUCAAGUCUACAUGGUCCUCUGGCCCAAUCUCUCACACACAAGCCUCUCUAUCCCAUGAACUAUGGAAGGUACCCAGAAACACUACUGCUCCUACGAGACCACCUCCAGGUUUAACAAACGCCAAGCCAUCAUCUACCUGGGGUGCCAGCCCACUGGGUUGGACCAGCUCUUAUUCCUCUGGUUCUGCCUGGAGUACUGAUAGCUCAGGAAGAACAAGCAGCUGGCUGGUUCUACGUAACCUCACACCCCAAAUUGAUGGUUCUACACUGCGGACACUGUGUUUGCAACACGGCCCUCUAAUUACAUUCCACCUGAACCUGACUCAAGGGAAUGCUGUGGUCCGCUACAGUUCCAAGGAAGAAGCAGCCAAGGCCCAGAAGUCUCUGCAUAUGUGUGUUUUGGGAAACACUACCAUCUUGGCUGAGUUUGCUGGUGAAGAAGAAGUAAACCGUUUCUUAGCACAAGGCCAGCCACUGCCACCCACCUCCAGUUGGCAGUCCAACACUGGAACCAAUCAGACUCGUAUGGGCUCCACGAGCAGCUCUCAUGGAUUGGUGCGGAAUGAUGCAGGCCACUGGAAUACUCCCUGCCUGGCUGGCAAAGGGAGCAGCGAUUUGCUCUGGGGUGGGGUCCCUCAGUACUCAAGCAGCCUUUGGGGGCCCCCCAGCACCGAUGAUGGCAGGGUUAUUGGCAGCCCAACACCUUUGAAUACUCUGCUCCCAGGUGAUCUUCUCAGUGGGGAGUCCAUCUAGGAAAGAGAGAAACAAAGUGGAAAUAACAAUCAUCAGCACUAAAGGAAAAAAUGUAACCCUUUCCAGUCCAGGGCUUCACGAAGAAUCCAGCUUUAACAGAUCAGACUGGCAGCCCUUUUUAGUACCUCUGUCCAAUAUCGAAUAUGAAACUCUGCAGAAGUCCUUGUGAACUGUUAAUGAAACAGUAUGGGCUACAUUUGGUCAGUGUCACAUGCUAAUGACAGGUUUUUUUUUUUUUCAUGGCUUAUUAUUUUAUGUCUUUUUAUGUUUGUAUGGUGUUUUUAAAAACAAAGUAUAAAAGCUGCUUAGAAUAGUCUAUCAUGAAGGGCACUUUUCAGAAUUUGGGCUGGAAAGGGUUAUUUUGUCAACUUUGGGGGGAGGGAGAAAAUGAAAGCCUAUUUUAAAUGAGCCUGUGACUAUUAUGCACAUUACCAGGGGCGGACCCAAUAAUCAGAAGAGAGUGGAGUGUGAUAUUCAUCUUUGGUACAGAAAAGUAAUGAAUCUGAAUGGUAACUAUUCACUGUACAGGUUGAAUUGGAGGGUGGGGGUGGGGUAUCUGUGUCCACAUCUCCCAUGGAUCUGCCUAUGCACAUUACCCUUGUUUCAUUACUUUUUCAUGUCAUUUUUUUUAAAAUCCCCCCAAAAUAUAAAAAGUU
Messenger RNA from Dermochelys coriacea (leatherback sea turtle), 8091 nucleotides. It is a transcript of the gene TNRC6C, whose product is annotated as trinucleotide repeat containing adaptor 6C. Gene Ontology annotation, biological process: miRNA-mediated post-transcriptional gene silencing; positive regulation of nuclear-transcribed mRNA poly(A) tail shortening. Gene Ontology annotation, molecular function: protein binding; RNA binding. The record is from RefSeq and is a predicted model, not a curated record. The transcript is spliced from 22 exons. Lineage: Eukaryota; Metazoa; Chordata; Testudines; Dermochelyidae. Gene Ontology annotation, cellular component: P-body; nucleoplasm. The coding region runs from base 1763 to 7435 and encodes 1890 amino acids.